CGGGCAUACUGUCGUCUCCCAGAAUCCGUCCCUUUGAUACUGAAUCCCGUCGAAUCCAGGAUGAGAUGAUAGCAUCAUUCAGGUUUAAUACGGCUAAUAACACGGAGGCCAUCUCUUCUCACUGCUAGGAAGGCGUCUUCACAAGCUUUCGCUGGCGGCAGCCUCUCAGCCAAAUCAGUAAUGCAACGAAGGAAGACCCCGUCUAGGACGAACUCCCUCGCAUUCGCCAAGUCAGACUGCCAUACAUGCAAGACGAAACGCAGAAAAUGCGACAGGCAACGACCAGUUUGUUCAACUUGCCAGGAUCUAGGCGAUAAGUGUGAGGGUUUCCAGACUCGUCUUGUCUGGGAAGGUAGCGACUUGCCAUCGAGGCGUGGAGAUGACAGUAGGCGUAGGCAUGGCCUCGAAGCACGUGGAAGGGCUACUGAGAGCCCGAUGUCCCCAGCAAACGACGCUCGCGUCACAAAAACUGCCUCCACUGUGAAAGGGUCAGCUCGAGAGUUUGCAUUCGUGUCGAGUUGGCCGCCGAAGCCGAGGAAGAAGCAUAUGAGGAGGAAUCUGGACAUGGAUAGGCACGUACAGGAAGGUAUCUCUCCCGCAGCGACGACCACCGAUCAUAUCGAUAGGCGUGGCGCCUCUCGGAAAACAAUGCGCGGGGACCCGGAUUGGAAUGCGUCAAGGCCUGGCCACGGUGAGGUCGACCAGCCCACACCUUCGGUAAUUGACUCUUCGGCGAUGACUCCAGCUCUCCAUGAGACUGGAUUUUCGGAGCCCGACAGCUACGCUGGGUGGGAUGUCGAGGAUGCCGUUGAAGAGGUUUUGCCUCUGGCGUCUAGCAGUGCCUUGUACCACUGGAGUGUCGACGACGAGAUGCAUGAGGUGUUCACGCCUAGAUGGUCCCUUCUUGCCAACGAAACACACUCUCCAGCUGCCAUCACACUGUCCCUAAAUCCAGACCAACCACAGUCCUUAUAUUCGAUUGGCUUCAACUCCAUGACCUCGAUCCCACCUGCUGUACAAUAUUCUGGGACAGCGGACCAAUUUUCAAUUCUACUGGACAGAUACGAUCAGGAAUUUUGCACGUAUCCAAUCACAAGCGAUUUGGACAUCAACCCUUUCAGAUACCGUAGAGAGACCUCGAGAGGCUCAAAACAUCUGCUGCAUGCGAUCAUUGCACUGGCGUGCCAUCAUCGGAAAGAAUAUCGAAUUGAGAAGACACCACCCGCGGAGUUUUAUCAGCAUAAAAAUCAAGCUGUGACACUGUACAAAGCAGCGCUGCAGACGCCGGAAAUUCAAGCUCAGAGCUUAGGAGCCCUAGACACGCUGCUGGCGCUAUGGUGUAUAGAUACGGUGGAGUCAGCAUUGAAUUCAUGGAGAAAUCAUCUCACGAAUGCAUAUGCUCUGCUUGAAUUGGCGGGUGGCAUACUUGUUUGGUCGCUUUCCUUCAGGUCACAAACACAAGUCACGAUGCUUCUUUGGUGGGAUGCUGUGGUAGCUUUGCUAUCCCGUCGUGUCCCUGUGAUGCCGUUCGCAUACUUCGAAGCGGUUCUCCAGUGGGAGAGUUCUCAAUUCUGGACAUUUUUCGAUCUGAUCGGUUGUUCGCGUGAGUUGCUGGUUCCGUUGAUGCAAUUUGCACAUCUCGCGGGGCAAUCCGACAGCAAAGGUCACGCUCGUAAGGCUAUGCGGGCAAUUGUGGCCGAGAUUGAGACGAACUUGCACAGUUACCGUUCUCCAGUUGAUCAAACCUUGCUUGACGACGGGGGCGAAGAGUGUUUGCAACAGGCCAGAGACCGAUAUCAUUGCUGCGAGGCCAUUCGACACUCUUUGCUGAUAUAUGCCCUGAGAGUCUUCCCUGAGGACAAGACGGAUUCGGCACAGAGCAGGGCAAGGCUCCGCUAUUUGAGUCGGAUCAGCCUGGAUCAUGUGGCUUCGAUAAGAGCGUCAUCAGACACGUUGAAGCAGUUGCUGCUUCCAAUAUUCCUCGCUGGUGCUGAGACCAAUAUUGAGCGGCACAAGGACUUCAUACGGGAGUACUGUAAGCGCUGGUUUGAGGUCUUCGGGUAUCACAUGUUUCCGAGUGUGCUGGAAAUCCUAGAGGAGGUUUGGGCCAGUCAAGAAAUUCUCGGUGAGGUCCUAUGGUGGGGAGAUGUCAUUGACGCACGGCGGCAAGCGGGCGACGGAGAUGUCGACCUUGACUUCUGUUUCGGGUAGCAGGCCGUGCGCGGGUAGAAUGAACAGAGAUAUUUCA
Exophiala xenobiotica is the source of this 2248-nucleotide messenger RNA. RefSeq lists its product as uncharacterized. Gene Ontology annotation, biological process: positive regulation of transcription by RNA polymerase II. Lineage: Eukaryota; Fungi; Ascomycota; Eurotiomycetes; Chaetothyriales; Herpotrichiellaceae. Gene Ontology annotation, molecular function: transcription cis-regulatory region binding; DNA-binding transcription factor activity, RNA polymerase II-specific; zinc ion binding. Gene Ontology annotation, cellular component: nucleus. The record is from RefSeq and is a predicted model, not a curated record. The coding region runs from base 181 to 2211 and encodes 676 amino acids. The transcript has 4 exons.